Molecule: messenger RNA, 5106 nt
Organism: Trichoderma virens Gv29-8
Lineage: Eukaryota; Fungi; Ascomycota; Sordariomycetes; Hypocreales; Hypocreaceae
Exons: 6
Coding region: 1-5106 (1701 amino acids)
Source: RefSeq, a predicted model, not a curated record
AUGACGACGCAGCUUCUGGCCACGGAGCUAGCUAAUCUCAUUCAGGAGAGCAAGAGGAAGCACAAUGACCUUCGACAAGCGGCCGAAAGAUCUUUGGAAGAGCUGAAGAGCCUUGGCAAUGUCUCCGAAACGGCAGCUCCUGAGUUGCUCUCGCAAAAGCCCAGCUUUGUGAAUCCCUUCAUCAUCGCGUGUGGCACCAAGAAUGCAAAGUUCACCGGCAUUGCAAUCGUCUGUCUGCAGAGGCUUAUUGUUGCCAAGGCGCUGCCCAGAUCAAAGCUCAACCAGGUCUUGGAGGCGUUGAUGCAAGCAUCCUCGGCUGGGCUUGACGUGCAAUUAAAGAUAUUGCAAGCGUUGCCUUCGCUGUUGCAAAACUACUCUGCAGAUUUGAAUGGCAAUCUUCUUGUGACUGCUCUGAAUAUCUGCUUCAUCCUGCAAAGUAGCAAGAAUGCCAUUGUGAAUAAUACCUCAGCUGCCACUCUCCAGCAGCUUGUCGUUUCGGUUUUUGACAAAGUAGUCGCUGAAGAUAAGAAUGGAGGUGAUGCCCCUAUCGCAGGCGAGGCACCAUCGGCCGACGGCAAAGUAGAACUCCGCGCAGCCGCGUUAGAUGCCUAUCGUCGGUCCGAAUUCCUGCGUUUCUCUGGCUUACAACAAACAUUCGGGCUAGAGCUCAUUGAGUCGGUCAUCACAAACCACGCGAGUGUCUUUAUCAGCCACCCUGAACAAGCCCAUAUUCUUCGCGAUCGCGUGAUGCCUCUUUUGAUGAGCGCACUCAAGGGCAAACCGUCAUUCGCCACAACUGUGAGGCUCGUUCGCAUCCUCUAUACCCUAUUGCGCCGCCAUAUCAGCAUCUUACCUUCAGAGUGUGGUGAUGCACUUUCGCUUCUUACAAUCCUCUUGGACCAAGAUACCACCAUCUGGAAGCGGGCGUUAUGCAUGGAGGUAUUUCGUGGCAUAUUUGCCGAACAUGCUCUUGUGCGUCGCAUAUUCGCCAUGUACGACGCAAAGGAGGGCGAGAAGGACAUCAUUAAAACACUUAUUGCGACUUUCGUUCGACUCAGCACUGAGAAGCCCGCAGUCAUUGGCCUAGGUCACCAAUCUACAAUACCGGUCGCAGAUCCAUCUGGUAGCUCUGGCUUGUCUACAGACCAAGCAUUGAUCGAAGCUUCUAGUGUGACUGGAAUCAUCAGCAGCUCUGUUGGGUCAGAGACCUCCAAUAUUGGCAUCAGCGUAACGUGGAGCUCCGUUCGAGUUCCGUGUAUAGAUCAGCUGGACAAAGCAGAGGCCCCAGCGAUUCCUGAGUCGUACAUUUACAGUUUGAUAUUGGCUUGUCUAUCAUCUCUAUCAGAUGGGCUUGCCAAGUUUAUUCUACCGCUCACAGUCCCUAAUGAGACUCGAGCUCGGAAAAAGGCCUCAAAGCAGGAUAUGGGGCGUAGCUCACCUGCUCCAUCUCAGCUGGAGGCUGAAGGUCCUUCUCACGGAGGUUUGCGAGAGCGGUCAGCCUCAUUUAAGAAGAACCCUGUACCAAUCAAUCCAUUGGAACUGGAAGAUCACCCUGCCUAUUCCGAAGUCAAGGUGUGUUCUAACAUCGUCAAUGAGUGUUGGCCAGCUAUCCUGGCAACUUGCUCAACCUUUUUAUAUGCUGCCUUGGAUUCAGAGUAUUACCACGGCUUGGUUCGAGCAUUCCAGAGAUUUGCUCAUGUGGCAGGAUUAUUGCAACUCCCAACGCCACGAGACGCCUUUUUGUCUACUCUUGGAAAAGCUGCAGUGCCUCCCAAUGUUUUAAGUGCGUGCUUCAACGCUGGGCAGUCGCGAUCUAUAGCCACUACUCCGACGGAAACAUCGAAUAGCGUUUUCAGCAAUGCUCGAGGCCUCUUGAGCGUCGAAAACUUGACGCAAGUGUCUAGCCCUACGGAAAGACAGCGGCAAGGGCCUAUGGAUGCAUCGAUAACUCUAAAUACACGGAACCUCCUCUGUCUGCGAGCCCUGCUUAAUCUAGGUAUUGCCCUUGGUCCGACGCUUGGACUUGCUUGGGGCAUCAUACUUGAGACUUUACAACAGGCAGACUUUGUGCUCUAUGUUACGGGGAAGGCUCCCGGGAGAACCCAAUCUAUAAGUCGCGGCGGGCAGGAUUAUCAAAGUGAAUCAGAAGCGAAUUCCCUCAUGGCCAAUUUCGGCAGCGAAGUCCGAUCUGUUGAAACAGCUGCGUCCAGACUAAUUGAAAGUAGCAUUGACUUCCCCAAUGAGUCUUUCGUGGAAGUGGUUCAGGCCAUAUGCGGCUUGCUACCAGAUGAAGGCGAGGCAAAUUCUAAUACAGACAACAAAGAGCAAACAAGGCAGGGCCAGCACGCGAGAAGCUCAUCUGGUCAACAUCGGCGGGUACUUAGCUUCUCUGGCCAGUCGACAGCAUCCAAUCAAGAACUUCAGUUUGCGCUAGCAAAACUUGGAGAAAUUGCCAUGAUUAAUCUAGAGCGGCUGUUGGCAUAUGAUCCGAAGGAGUCAGGCUGGGAUCUGUUGGUGAACAAGCUAAUUCAGAUGUUAGACUCGAGUCCUAUCAGUGCAUCAGUCAGAACAAGAGCCUCUGAGAUCCUGGCUAAGCUGGUGCUCGAAGCGGCUAACGCUGCAGGUACCCUCCCACCCGAUAUUCGCGGAACGAUUCAACUUCGGUUAUUGGGUGCCCUUCGAGACUCGUUGAAACCUUUACAGAAGGGUGGUCGGGACAUCUCUGUUGCAAAUGCUACGACCGAUAUUGAUAUUCAUAGAAUUAUUCUUGACGGUUUGCGAGGCGUUAUCGAGGACUGCGGGCAAACUCUCGUCAGCGGCUGGGACGUAACGUUUGACAUUAUUGGAAGCGUUUUUACAACAAAAGAAACUGAUUUGGAGGAUCACGAAUCAACCAUCAGUGCUCGAAACCUCGGUACACGAUCGUCGAAGCUUGUACGGUCUUCUUUUAGCUCACUUCAGCUGAUCUGCUCGGAUUUCCUACCUUCAUUACCCAACUCUUGUUUCUUAAUUUUGGUCGACACGCUUUACAAAUUCUGCUCUCAAGAUGACGAUCUCAACAUUGCACUGACGACCGUGACCUUUUUCUGGGCUCUUUCCGACUUUCUAUCUGGCAAGGACAAGUCGCUUGAUAUUACGAUCGACUUGUUCCAAGAUGCUGAAGUAGACGCGCUAGAGCACCUGGCAGCAGAUCACGGCAGCCGAGGAUCCGACGCAGCGUUGUGGAUGCUGUUGCUAUUAAGGCUCACGGCUGUCGCUUCUGAUGACAGAGUUGAGCUUCGUAACACGGCGAUUCAAACUCUCCUCCGCAUCUUUGAUGCCUACGGCGAGAGGCUCAGCCCUGAAGCAUGGUCAAUAUGCAUCAAAUCUGUGGUUUUCAAGCUGUUGGCCUCUCUUGAAGAAGAGCUGAGAACCACUCAGGACGAAGAAGUGGAUGAAAGCGAUAGGACUGAGUGGCAUGAUACUGCAGUCGUUGUGCUGAAUGGCAUAUCAACUUUGCUCGGGAACAACCUUGAAGUACUUACAGCGCACUCAUCUUUUAACGAGCUCUGGAAUGAGCUGCUUGGGCAUCUAGCUACGUUGCUUGAUUUCAAGGUCCUUGAUAUCAAUACGGCAACUUUUAAGACCUUAGGGCAUGUGCUAUCUCAGUCAGGAAAUGAGGAAAAGCCCAUCUUCAACGAGACAACAGUCAGGUUCGCGUGGGACUUGUGGUCCCGAGGUAUCCCAAUCACAAAAUCCCUCAGCGGAAAAGCUCAAGACAACCAAAAUUGUCUAACUGCCUACGUGGCCGCUCUUCGUGAAGUUUACAGGCUAAUCAAGUCUGAUAUAACGGUGGAGAGAGUCCAGCGAAUCCUUGGCUUACUGCGUCAUACCGUUGAGGAAGCAUCCGUGGGAAGUUAUGCUACAGAUAUUGACAAUCUGACGCAGCUUCAGUCACAGGUGUUGGAUGCCGUGAAAAUGAUUCGAACUGACAUUGGCGGCGUUCCAUCGGCAUUGAUCAAGCAGGUCUCUGAGUUUGUUACUUUGGCUUACGACCAAGAUUAUGAAUCUCAGCCUCCUUCAAAAAGGACAUAUGUUGCAAUGUCGAAAGCCAGUAUGCAAAUGUUGGAGGGCCUCGUGGUGAGCCACUCAACCGAUACUGAUAUCUAUACGAGCGGGUCAAUUAGCGCAGCUUUAUCUGCCCUUCUCAGACCUAUUGCUCUCAAAUAUCAGUUCCCCAUUACUACGAGGUCAGUCCAACCCUGGAAGCUAGCGACCUCAACAGCUUUGGUAAUCAUAGAGGCGACUUUGUCAAAGCUUGACGAUCUAAACAUACCCACGGAUACAAUCCAAGGCAUUUGGCAGCUAAUUGCCGAGAUUGCGGAUGGUAUUAUGAGUGCAGAUUGCGGCAAUCCACCCCCUGGAACAAGCAUUGCGGAAGAUGAAGCGGCAGAUAUUGCAUGGCUCCACAAGUUGGUAGAACUGAUUAUCCCGUCAAUGGGAUCAGAAAAGGUAAAGGAGGAGACUCGAGGCGCAUAUACUAGGAGUCUGUUCAAGACAUCAAUCAUUCAUGAACCUCCAUCGGCCGACAAUGCCGUCAUUCACGAUGGAGGAGCCGGUCUUUCUAAGCUUUACCAGCCACGGACCGGACUCACAAUUUCCGUCCCACCGACGCAGCGUACAAAGAUGGCCUACGUCGCCUUCGAGGAGCUUUUCUUGCUCAUCUCAACAGACGUGCCGGCUGCCCAUAAGCCGUCUGCUGCCAAGCCCAUGGAGGAUCAUUCUGCUUCAAGAACUCGCAUUGCGUGCACCGCAGCCCCAUUCCUGAUUCUGCGAUGUGCGUUGACGCUUCGGGCGUAUGUAUCUGAUCAGCCGCUCCGAGGCAAGAUGCCGCAGCCUCUGAGCCAGAGGAAGGAAUUGCUCUGGACGUUGCAAAAGCUGGUUAGUCUGCAGAGCCUGAGCGAGGCGAUACCCCCUCUUGAGGGGGCACAAAGCGAAGCCAGAAAACACUUGCUGAGGCUGUACCCCUUGAUUGUGAAGGCACUGAGGGUGCAGGGCGACGAAAAGGUCCUGGCGCUUUUGAGGGAGGCUUUGGACGUUGUUGGGGGCGAAUUUGGAGUUGUUUAG